Messenger RNA from Striga hermonthica, 213 nucleotides. The record is from the annotation of a GenBank genome assembly. NCBI's taxonomy places the organism in Eukaryota, Viridiplantae, Streptophyta, Magnoliopsida, Lamiales, Orobanchaceae.
CCGGGUACAUACUUUUACCAUGGACACUACGGGAUGCAAAGAUCGGCGGGCUUGUACGGCAUGCUGAUAGUUGACGUGGCACAAGAAGAGAAGGAAAUAUUACAAUACGAUGGGGAGUUCCACGUGUUGCUCAGUGAUUGGUGGCACAAGUCAACGCAUGAACAAGAGGUUGACCUUUCAUCAAGGCCCAUGCUUUGGAUUGGCGAGCCACAG